AUGCGAGAGUUGGAGAUUGUUCCACGGUUACCAUACUCUGCAUCUGCAAACCCGGAUUUAUUUCUAUGGCGUCAUGUAAUAAGAGUUCUUAACGCUAAGUUACUUUCACGCAGUGCUCGUUUUGUAAACUGUGAUGCAUCCGAAACAAUUCUGGUAAUUGCAGUAUAUAUUGCAUAUCAUUUGGGUGUUGGAAUGAAGUCAGCCGAACAAGCUUUUACUGAUGUUGCAAAAUACGAACAAGUUUGGAAACAAGAGGUAUACAGUAGAUGUCAAGAGGAUGGAACGCCGAAUUAUUUGGAAACAACUCGCAGUAGGAUCUCAAAUGACAUUAUGAAUAAUUGUGGCGAGAUAUCUGUUAAAAUCAAGCAACAUUUUGCUGGCAUCAAAUCGUUGUUACAAGAUGCUCGUCCAAACACUGUGGGUCGUUUCUUGAGAAGUUAUCCUAUUAAUUACAUCUCACACAAAGCAGUCAAUCCUUCAGCACAAUGA
Messenger RNA from Enterobius vermicularis (human pinworm), 489 nucleotides. NCBI's taxonomy places the organism in Eukaryota, Metazoa, Nematoda, Chromadorea, Rhabditida, Oxyuridae. The record is from the annotation of a GenBank genome assembly.